CCCGCCGCCUGCAGCCCCCCAGCCACCGCCGCCGCCUCAGCCUCUCGGGCUGCAGCUCCCGGCGUGCCCCGCACUCGCCGCUGCCCGCCCGCCCCUCCCUCUCCUCCGACCAGUGCCACAGAGCCGGAGCCGGAGCCGCCGCCGCAGCCACAGCCGCGGACACUAUGGCUUCUGGAGUUACAGUGAAUGAUGAAGUCAUCAAAGUUUUUAAUGAUAUGAAAGUAAGAAAAUCUUCUACACAAGAGGAAAUCAAAAAAAGAAAGAAAGCCGUUCUCUUCUGUUUAAGCGAUGACAAAAGACAAAUAAUUGUAGAGGAAGCAAAGCAGAUCUUGGUGGGUGACAUUGGUGAUACUGUAGAGGACCCCUACACAUCUUUUGUGAAGUUGCUACCUCUGAAUGAUUGCCGAUAUGCUUUGUACGAUGCCACAUACGAAACAAAAGAGUCUAAGAAAGAAGACCUAGUAUUUAUAUUCUGGGCUCCUGAGAGUGCACCUUUAAAAAGCAAGAUGAUUUAUGCUAGCUCUAAAGAUGCCAUUAAAAAGAAAUUUACAGGUAUUAAACAUGAAUGGCAAGUAAAUGGCUUGGAUGAUAUAAAGGACCGUUCAACACUUGGAGAGAAAUUGGGAGGCAACGUAGUAGUUUCACUUGAAGGAAAACCCUUAUAAAAUGCCAGUCAAGUGCCAUCUGGAUCUUAAGGAGCUUCCAUUUCUCCAGCUCAAUCAAUUGAAAUAGUGUUAGGUGUUUUUUGUUUUUGUUUUUGUUUUUUUUCUCUUCCCACUGGGUCCUUCCAAUACAGUGAAUGAAGGAAAUACCAUUCAUGUAAGCAGCCUAUCAGUGAUUGCCAUUAGACUGUUUAAUACUGUUACUUUUAUGUAGAACCCAAGGAAUGCCUUCCUGUCAUAUUUUAGCCAAAACAACUGGUUAUAUGCCUCCCUUGCAGCAAGCACUACAAUGAAAGUGAUUGUCAAUGUGAAUAGCUUAGAAUACUGCAAAGGGUAAGCUGAUUGAAUGCCUUGAAAGUAUUAUCCACUGGUCAGAUGGUAAACUUUAUUCAGUAUUAUUUAUAGUUGCACUUGAUUGCAGUUUUGUGAGGCUCGAGCAUUCAUACACCUCACCUGCCUUGGCAAGCCUAUUUUUGUGACAUGGCAGCACAGAUAUAACACUAUGCAUUGAAAGCACUUUUUUUGUAAUGAGUUUAACUCACCCUCCCUCCCCCAAAAGGAAUGCCAAUUAGGUUUUGUUAACGGUGUCAUCAACUUAUCCUAGUACCUCAGUAUUCAUUCCUGUUACCUGCAUAUCUUAAAAGAAACAGCUGUUAAUGCCUUUUUGUUUUCCAUUGAGUGUACACUACUGAAUAAGUGUAGGAGUUUAUGUUUACCAUGUAAGUUUUGCAACACUAAAAAUAUUUUGAAUAUCAGUCAUGAUGGCAAUUUCUGUAUAAAAGAGCCUUAAAUGGAACAUUGUUUUUGAGAUCAAACUCCCUACCCUCACAAAAAUGGCCACGUUGCAAUAAAAAUUGUGGCAUAUUACAGAACGUUGCCUUGUUUUCCUUGGACAUUUUGCAAAAUGUUAUGUGAAGCAACUUUUAGAGUAAACAGCUAUUACUAAUCUUUGCACUGGUCAUUUAAGAAUUUUUUUGUACAACAUUCAUGCAUGAUAUUUUCCAGUUUGUUGAGUUUAAAAAAUAUUCUAUCCUAAAGCCAACAAAUAGAAAAUAUUGUUACAGAGGGAUACUUUUAUAAACAUUAGUUUAUUUAUUUCCUUAUAUGUUAAUAUGAAGAUCAGAAGUUAUUUUUUGCACUUUGACAUAUUCUUCAAUACCAGAUUUGUUUUCUGGAUAAAUUAGGGUAGUUAUUUUUUAAUUCACGUUUACGUUUCUAAGUAACUGAGUAGUAGAAGCAGGAAGCUCUUAACUGCAUAUUUGGUCAUGAUGAAAGUAAUUUAUAAAAUGUCCUUCAAAAGUUAAUAAUACUUCUCGUGUUUAGGACCUUUCAUUUCAGCUAUUAUUUCUUAAUACAUCUUGCAAAUUGGGGAAAAAAAAUGAUGUAGCAAUCUUAAGUAUUAGUAGUGAGAUUUGGCUGUGGUCCAGACUGCUCUCCUUAUAGAGAAUUUGAUCUGCUCAGUGUGAGCAGUUUGCUGUUAGCCAGAGCUAUUUAUGGCAAACACAUGCUUUUGUAUCUUGUCAUAGUUAUCCACAAAUGGCAAAACUGGACUUGAUUCUACUGGUAUGCAAAACAGGCAUGCUAGUAAGCAGUCAAUCGUGGCUUAGAACUUAACCCCAUAGCUCUGAAGAAUGCUCUUAUCAGAAAACAGGAAACAAAAAUUCUUCCUUUUUUUUUUUUAACAUGUGUUAGUAACUUGAGUACAAUUAGGUAUUUUCCCAUAUUAUCAGAAGAUUUUUAAAGGUGAAAACAAAAGUAAGACUUAAAUGUUUAGGCUUCCAUUUAAAAUAUGAAUGGCUUGGGAUCUUUUGCACUGAGCUAUCUUAUUUCAGGCUUCCAGCUGUCUCUUUGAGUUAUCCUGGACAUUUUGAUGGUUUUUUGGUAAGGCUGAACUCAUAAGGAAAGUAUGAGAAUACUGACAUAUACUGAACCGUAUAUGUAACUGAUUCUUAGAAUUUUCAUUAUUUUCCUCAUUCUUCUAGAAAAAUAAGGGACUUUAAGUUACGUAGUACUGUUUGUUUUUAUAGCUGACUUACCAACUUUCUUAUAUGCCUCAUAUAGUAAUAAUUUCAGAGAUUAUUGCUUUAAACUGUGGUACUUUGAUUUGUUAGACUGACAGAACUGAGUUCAUCUUUGAAAUACAUCUUUGUGCAUAGAGCCAAAAAUAAUGAUAAAAUUAAUGGUUCACAUGUUACUUGAGACUAAUUUGGCAUUUGAAAUGAUUUUAUUUUACAAUCAUUUACAAUGAAACAAUGUUCCAGUUAGCUUUAAAAGGUAUACGGUGCUAAUUAGUAAAAUAUUGAGGGCAAUAUUUUACUGCUAGCUUGCAAAAUUAUAAGUGUUUAAAAAAAUAAAAUGUAUGAAAAUAUAUAAAGCUGUUGAGAUGUGUUUACUUAUACUUCAGAACACUAAAAUUUUAAAAACUGAUGUUGCAGAUCAAAGAGGCACCUUUAUCUUUAGUCUUUUUUUAGGGUUUUAGUUGAUAUACUUUCUCGUUUACAGAUACCAGUAUUCUUUGAAAACUUAGUGUUAUAGCAAUUUUAACAUUUUCGGACAAAUGGGAACAGUUGGCAUUUGUCCCAAACUGGCUGUCAUCAGCUGUUGUUUUCAAUCAUUAUCUAAAAUGUGGCUUUUAGUAGAUUGAAAGAAAAGCCUCUUACUAUGUUUGAGUUUUUCUGAUAUAGAUCCUUUAUAGCAGCUAAUUUAUGGAAUCUAGCAAGUGAGUUUUGGGAGAAAAUUAAGUGCUUCCUUAUUAAGGAAUAAUCUCAGUAAUGGUCAAUCAUAGAAGGGUUGAGAACACCCUUCGUUAGGUUUUCCACUCUGAGAAAAUAAUCUGGUUCUGCUCUUCAUAGGUCCUGUUUUUGCUUGCAAAUUUAAUAAUAGUUUGAGAUCAAACAAACAUGAAUAUUCACUUUUUGGUGAAUAUUAAAACAAUCAGAUGUGUAAGCAAGCUCCAACGAAUAUUGCUUUUCAGACAGUUUGAAUUUGUAAAUGCUCUGUCUCAUCUCAGGCAAUAAAGAGAUCUGAGGCUUUUCUUUUGCUCUAGAAUAUCCAAAUUGCUUUUUUCCUUUUACAGUUGGGGAGUCAUCCCUCUACUUCAAUUUCCUAUCAUAAAGCAGUUGGGUAAUCUUUCUGAGCCUCAGUUUCUUAAUCAUAACAUGAGAAUGACGAUAAUCUAUCAUACCUCAUUGUAGAGGAUCAAAUAUGGAAAUGUUUUUGGAAAAUGCUGUUUAAACAUAGUAAUUUGGUUAAGUAGAUAACCAUGUUAAAAAUAAGAUUUAUUGUAAGUCUUUGAACCUCUUCAUUUUGUAACUAUUCCACUUAAUCUCAUAGUUUAAGGAUUAAUUAGCUGAUAUGUAGCAUCUGUUUUUCAGUAGUAAAGUGUAGCCUCUGAAUUGAUGUUUGUUGACUGCUAUUAAUCUUUUUAGUGUAGUUUUCUUUUUCACAUGUAACCAAUCAGUUACUAAUUUUUUCCCCCAAAUAAUUGUGAAGUAAAAAAUAAGAGAGGAAGUAAAGUUAGAAAUACUGGUUUGGAAUACUUGUCAUAAAUUCAUAAGCCAUGUUGUUGAAAACCUGUGACUAUUAUUAAUAUCGUAAAUUUAUGUAGUCCUUUGUAUUUCCCACAGCACUUGAAAUUUAUCUAAUCACCUUAGGUCCUCUUAACCAGGUAACCAUAGUUCCCUGCUACACAUGAAGAAACUGAAGUCUGGAGAGGUUAAGGGACAGCAAAUCUGAUUCCAGUCCAGUAUACUUUUCAGUCUGCAUUUAUGUAACAUAUAGUGAGUUACUAAUUUUCUUUCUGUAUUUUUUUUUAAGAUUUUAUUUUUUUAAGUAAUUUCUACCUGGAGCUUGAACCCAUAGGCUUCAAUUCCAACAUGGGGCUUGAACCUCUAACCCGGAGAUCAAGAGUCGCAUGGUCUACUAACUGAGCCAACCAGGCACUCCACAAAUUUUCAGGGGAAAAAAAAAGGAUUAUCUGAUUCUUUUGAGCAGGACAUAAUUAUUCAGUAUGUUUUCAAAGUAACGUCUCAAUAUUUGAAAAAUAAGUCUUGGAAUUUUUGUUUCCUAAGGAAACCUAUGCUCAUAAAAUAAAUAAUUUCACACUUCAAA
Prionailurus viverrinus (fishing cat) is the source of this 4772-nucleotide messenger RNA. RefSeq names its product cofilin 2 (gene CFL2). Gene Ontology annotation, molecular function: actin filament binding. The transcript is spliced from 4 exons. The coding region runs from base 165 to 665 and encodes 166 amino acids. NCBI's taxonomy places the organism in Eukaryota, Metazoa, Chordata, Mammalia, Carnivora, Felidae. Gene Ontology annotation, cellular component: cytoplasm; actin cytoskeleton; actin cortical patch. Gene Ontology annotation, biological process: cell motility; actin filament severing; actin filament fragmentation. The record is from RefSeq and is a predicted model, not a curated record.